AUGAGAGAUGGUGAGGAUUUAAUGAUGAAACCCUCGCAAGGAGGACGAACAGGACAGGAUACUUCUAAAUAUCAGAAAGGUAAAGAGUUUAUCGAUGAGUUAGAAACUGAACUAAAUAAGAAAACUGGUAAGGGUAAUAAUGAUGACAAUGACAAGGCCAUUGUUAACCGAACUCCCCAGCAAGAGCAGGAUUUAAAGGACAAAAAGAGGAAGUUAGCAGAAUUAGAGAACCAACAGCAAAGCGGAGGAAGCGGAGACCCCAAGAAAACUAACUGA
Molecule: messenger RNA, 276 nt
Organism: Ambispora leptoticha
Lineage: Eukaryota; Fungi; Glomeromycota; Glomeromycetes; Archaeosporales; Ambisporaceae
Source: the annotation of a GenBank genome assembly